AUGGUUCGUCUUUGUCUUCUCCCUUGCACCUGCAUGGAGGCUAAAGAGUGCAAUGGUGUCAAGGCCUCAAUUGAUACCAGCAAACCUAAUCCCAAUGAGGUGGAGUUUGAUAAUCUGUAUUUGGAUAUGAAUGGUAUAAUCCACCCUUGUACACAUCCAGAAGACAAGCCAGCACCCAAAAAUGAAGAUGAAAUGAUGGUUGCGAUUUUUGAGUAUAUUGACAGGAUCUUCAACAUUGUAAGACCAAGGCGACUUCUCUACAUGGCUAUUGAUGGAGUAGCUCCACGUGCAAAAAUGAAUCAGCAACGAUCAAGAAGAUUCCGAGCGUCAAAGGAGGGAAUGGAAGCUGCGGAAGAGAAGCAAAAAAUAAGACAAGAAAUUCUGGCAAAAGGUGGCAUUCUUCCUCCAGAAGAAGUGAAAGAGAGAUUUGACAGCAACUGCAUUACUCCAGGAACUGAGUUUAUGGAUAAUCUUGCUAAAUGUCUCCGCUAUUACAUUGCUGACCGUUUAAACAGUGAUCCAGGUUGGAAAAAUUUGACAGUUAUUUUGUCUGAUGCUAGUGCUCCUGGCGAAGGUGAACAUAAAAUCAUGGAUUAUAUUAGAAGACAAAGAGCUCAACCAAACCAUGACCCAAACACUCAUCAUUGUCUGUGUGGGGCUGAUGCUGAUCUAAUUAUGCUUGGAUUAGCUACACAUGAGCCAAAUUUCACUAUAAUUAGGGAAGAGUUUAAACCAAAUAAACCCAAGCCAUGUAGUCUUUGUAACCAGAUGGGUCAUGAAGUUAAAGAUUGCCAAGGCUUACCCAGAGAAAAACAAGGCAAGCACGAUCAGUUUGCAGACAGUCUUCCUACCUCUGAACAAGAAUUUAUCUUCAUUCGAUUGUGUGUUUUGCGAGAGUAUUUGGAAAGAGAACUCACUAUGGCCAGUUUGCCUUUCACUUUUGAUUUUGAGAGAAGCAUCGAUGACUGGGUCUUUAUGUGCUUCUUUGUGGGAAAUGACUUUCUUCCUCAUCUGCCAUCUUUGGAGAUCAGGGAAGGAGCAAUUGAUCGCUUGGUUAACAUAUAUAAAAAUGUGGUGCACAAAACGGGGGGGUACCUCACAGAAAGUGGUUUUGUCAACCUACAGCGAGUCCAGAUGAUCAUGUUAGCUGUCGGAGAAGUCGAAGAUAGUAUUUUCAAAAAGAGAAAAGAUGACGAUGACAACUUCAAAAGACGGCAAAAAGAAAAAAGAAAAAGAAUGAAGCGAGAUCAUCCUUCUUUUAUUCCUGGAGGACAGUUUUCCCCUCAAGCUCUAGGAAAUCGAUCUAGUCCUCAGGCAAUCAGCAACCCUAGGCAGACUGCUUUUGAAAUGAGAAUGCAUGACCGGCAGAAUUCUACAACUUCAUCUCCAAAUACCAGUCUCACUUCUGAUGGCACCCCAUCCCCAGCAGGAGGAAUUAAGCGAAAAGCUGAAGAUAGUGACAGUGAACCUGAGCCAGAGGAUAAUAUCAGGUUAUGGGAAGCUGGUUGGAAACAACGCUAUUAUAAAAAUAAAUUUGAUGUUGAUGCAUCUGAUGAGAAAUUCCGACGUAAAGUUGUACAGUCCUAUGUUGAAGGGCUUUGCUGGGUUCUCAGAUACUAUUAUCAGGGCUGUGCAUCCUGGAACUGGUAUUACCCUUUUCACUAUGCUCCGUUUGCUUCUGACUUUGAUGGCAUUGCAGAUAUGCCCUCAGAUUUUGAGAAGGGCUCAAAACCGUUCAAGCCUCUUGAACAACUUAUGGGAGUAUUUCCAGCUGCAAGUGGAAAUUUUCUGCCCCCAACUUGGAGGAAGCUCAUGACAGAUCCGGAAUCAAGCAUAAUUGACUUCUACCCUGAAGACUUUGCUAUUGAUUUAAACGGGAAGAAAUACGCUUGGCAAGGUGUUGCUUUGUUGCCGUUUGUUGAUGAGCGACGUCUUAGAGCCGCCCUGGAAGAAGUCUAUCCUGACCUCACUCCUGAAGAAAAUAGAAGAAAUAGCCUUGGCGGUGAUGUUCUCUUUGUUGGGAAGCAUCAUCCACUUUGUGAUUUUAUUGUGGAGCAAUACAAGUCCAAAAAUGACGAGCCAGUGGAUAUUCCACCAGAACUGUGCCAUGGAAUCCAGGGAAAACUUACGCUGAAUGAUAAUGCAGUUCUUCCAGAUCAGACAGUGGAGUCUCCCGUGCCGAUGUUACGUGAUCUUACACAAAAUUCUGCAAUCAGUAUCUCUUUCAAAGAUCCACAAUUUGAUGAAGACUUUGUUUUCAAGGCUACAGUGUUACCUGGUGCAAAGAAACCUCCUCCAGUCCUUAAGCCAGGAGACUGGGAAAAAACCAACAAUGAUGGUAGGCCUUGGAGACCACAGCUUGGUUUUAAUCGAGACAGAAAGCCAGUUCAUUUGGACCAGUCAGCAUUUAGAACUUUAGGGCAUUGGAUGCCAGCCAUGUAUGCCAAUGCAGUACCACUUGGAGCUUAUGGGAACCCAUACAGCAGGCCGCUUCUAAGUGGGCAGCAGCAGAUUCCUAAAUUGUUGUCAAAUCUUAGGCCCCAAGACUCUUGGCGAGGUCCGACACCUUUGUUUCAGCAGUCACCGCAAAGAAGCGCUGGGGCUGCUCCCCUUCUCGCUUGGAACCGCAUGCUACCAGCCCAAAGUCAGUACCAGCCAAGUCAGUACCAAGGACUAGGCGGACCAAUGAGUUACCCACAGAGACCUGAAGAUCGUAUGGACAGGGGAAGACAGGCAUAUGGCCCCGGGAGGCCCUACCCGUUACCACCUCCCUCAGGAAGAUACAGCUGAAAUAAGCUCUUGACUUUUUUUUUUUUUUUUUUUU
Molecule: messenger RNA, 2824 nt
Organism: Struthio camelus australis
Lineage: Eukaryota; Metazoa; Chordata; Aves; Struthioniformes; Struthionidae
Source: RefSeq, a predicted model, not a curated record